Mobula hypostoma (lesser devil ray) is the source of this 1133-nucleotide messenger RNA. Its product is annotated as phospholipase A2-like. The transcript has 4 exons. Bases 75 to 509 code for a protein of 144 amino acids. The record is from RefSeq and is a predicted model, not a curated record. NCBI's taxonomy places the organism in Eukaryota, Metazoa, Chordata, Chondrichthyes, Myliobatiformes, Myliobatidae. Gene Ontology annotation, molecular function: calcium ion binding; phospholipid binding. Gene Ontology annotation, biological process: arachidonate secretion; lipid catabolic process; phospholipid metabolic process.
AUCAGCUCCCAAUAUAUAAUCCAGGGACUGAACCUCACAAGUGUGAUUUCCAGGACAGGGAAGAGCAAACGACAAUGUUGGGCCUGAUUGUCCUGCUUCUGCUCUCAGCUGGUGCUGGGAGCACUUCCAUUCAGUUCAGGAACCUCAUUCAGUUCGGUGAAUUGAUUAAAUGUGCCAACCCAAGCAUCACUUCACCACUGCAAUUCAAUAACUACGGCUGUUACUGUGGAACUGGUGGAUCUGGGACACCAGUGGAUGACCUUGACCGGUGCUGCCAGACCCAUGACAAGUGUUAUGAAGAUGCUGACAAAAAAGAGAAGUGCAGAACUGUCUUUUCACCCAAAAUGAUACAUUACAAUUACAGCUGCUCAAAGGGGAAAAUCGAAUGUACAAGUAAAAGUCACUGCGAGAAGUUUAUCUGUGAAUGUGAUCGAAAGGCGUCCAUCUGCUUCUCGAAAGCAAAAUACAACCCUAAGAAUAAAGGCAUCAGUAAAUCUCGCUGCAAAUAGGAGGUCGAUCUGACCAUGUGGUUAUGAUUUUUCUUGACUUUAUCUAACAAAUACUUUCCUUCCAACUUGUGUCAUCUGUUUUAUUUCCAGGAACUCAAACAUCUUUGAACUCCAUAUUAACUAUGAUACUAUAAUCAAUAAUCUGAUUUAAAUCCAACACCCCUUAUCCUGUCUUACAUUAUUUGUGCCACUCAGAAAGAUAAAGAUUUUCAUCACUUUAAUCUUUCUCCCAAUGAAAGCACAUACUGGUUACUUUAUAAACCAAAAUCUGAAAGUAUCAUGUCAAUUUUGCUGAUAUUUUCACUAAAAGAAAUCUCAUUGAACAACCAUGAAUAAAUAUUAAUUGGGAUGAUAAUCAUUCCCUCAACCCAGACUUUCUUUAAAGCCUCAGCUGUGGAACCUGAGGAAAAAUCUGUUCACAUCAAGGUGAUGAAAACUUUGCGAUGGCCCACAACAGAUGCUCAGUUGGUUCCUUACAGGGCAUCUAAACACAAUAACGAUUGGAAGCUGCACUUGGAAAUCCAGUUGUGAUUAUACUCGGAGAUUGUUUGCAAUGACGUUGCUGGUGCCACUCAUAAUAUUAAGGUGAUGGGCAUGUAUCUUCUAUAAUCAAUUAAACCUGAU